AUGACCAGCAAGAGAAUCGCCGUGAUUGGGGCGGGCGUGAGCGGGCUCACAUCCAUCAAGUGCUGCCUGGACGAAGGCCUGGAGCCCGUCUGCUUUGAAAGGUCCGAUGACAUCGGAGGGCUCUGGAGGUUCCAGGAAAAUCCUGAAGAAGGAAGAGCCAGUAUUUAUAAAUCAGUGAUCAUUAAUACUUCUAAGGAGAUGAUGUGCUUCAGUGACUAUCCUAUUCCAGAUCAUUUUCCUAACUUCAUGCACAAUUCCCAGGUCCUGGAGUAUUUCAGGAUGUAUGCUAAAGCAUUUGACCUUCUAAAGUAUAUCCGAUUCAAGACUGCUGUGUGCAGUGUAAAAAAGCGGCCUGAUUUCUCCACUUCAGGCCAGUGGGAGGUGGUCACGGAAUGUGAAGGGAAAAAGGAGAUGAAUGUCUUCGAUGGACUCAUGGUUUGCACCGGCCAUCAUACCAAUGCUCACUUACCCUUGGGAAGCUUCCCUGGAAUUGAGAAGUUCAAAGGACAGUACUUCCAUAGUCGAGAUUAUAAGAAUCCAGAGAGUUUCACUGGAAAAAGAGUCAUUGUAAUUGGCAUUGGGAAUUCUGGAGGCGACCUGGCUGUGGAGAUUAGCCACACAGCCAAGCAGGUUUUCCUCAGCACCAGGAGAGGGGCUUGGAUCCUGAAUCGUGUAGGGGACCAAGGAUAUCCUUUUGAUAUGUUGUUCAACUCUCGGCUUACACAUUUAUUUUCAAAGAUUGUUGGUCAAUCAUUAGCAAACACAUAUAUGGAAAGAAGGAUGAACCAAAGGUUUGACCACAAAAUGUAUGGCCUAAAGCCUAAACACAGAGCUCUGAGCCAGCAUCCAACAGUCAAUGAUGAUCUGCCAAAUCGUAUAAUUUCUGGGAGGGUGAAGGUGAAAGGAAAUGUCAAGGAAUUUACAGAGACAGCUGCCAUAUUUGAAGACGGCUCCAAGGAGGAUGACAUUGAUGCCGUUAUCUUCGCCACCGGCUAUAGCUUUGCUUUUCCUUUCCUUGAAGAUUCUGUCAGAGUAGUAAAAAACAAGAUAUCCCUGUAUAAAAAAGUCUUCCCUCCUAACCUGGAAAAGCCAACUCUUGCAUUCAUAGGCUUAAUCCAGCCCUUGGGUGCCAUUAUGCCCAUUUCAGAGCUCCAAGGACGCUGGGUCACUCAAGUAUUUAAAGGGCUAAAGACAUUGCCCUCAAAAAAUGAAAUGAUGACAGAAAUAGCUAAGGCUCAAGAGCAAAUGGAAAAAAGGUAUGUGGAGAGCCAGCGCCAUACCAUUCAGGCAGACUAUGUAGACACCAUGGAAGAGCUUGCUGAUCUGGUGGGCGUCAGGCCCAAUCUGCUGUCUCUAGCUUUUGCCGACCCCAAAUUGGCAUGGCACUUAUUAAUGGGACCUUGUACUCCAAUCCAGUAUCGUCUACAGGGUCCUGGAAAGUGGGAUGGAGCUCGAAAAGCCAUCCUCACCACAGAAGAUCGUAUCAGGAAGCCUAUGAUGACAAGAGAGGUUGAAAGCAGCGAUUCCAUGACUUCAAUAAUAACAAUGGCCAGGUUUAUGCUAGCCAUUGUUAUCUUUGCUGUAAUGAUAACCUAUUUUUAG
Molecule: messenger RNA, 1602 nt
Organism: Pipistrellus nathusii (Nathusius's pipistrelle)
Lineage: Eukaryota; Metazoa; Chordata; Mammalia; Chiroptera; Vespertilionidae
Source: the annotation of a GenBank genome assembly